AGGGAGUGUAAACUGUGUUUUGUAUUAUUAACAUUGUUAUUUAUAGAUAAAUAAAGUAAUAAUAUAUUGUGAAUUUUAAGUGAAAAUGCCUAAAGAAUUUAAAUACGAUGUAGUACUUCUUAUUGAAAGUGUCCGUGAUAGACCGUGCCUUUGGGAUAAGUCGUUGGAAAAUUACAAAGACCGCGUCGAAAGGAGAGCAGCUUGGGAAGAAAUAUUUUCAAUUUUGGACGAGGGCUAUGAAGAAAUGUCGCCGGAGAUGAAGAGGACAACGGGUGAACUCAUACUUAAUAAAUGGACAAACAUUCGAGAUACAUUCGUGAAGACCCUUAAGACGAGAAUGGGCAAGCCUAAGAAAAAGUAUUUAUUACAUGAACAUCUUAAAUUUCUUACAAAAAUAACACCAGAGGAUCACUGCAAUCUUGAUGUUUACAAUUCCGAUGUACCCAUAUCAUAUUUUAAAAUAGAAAAAGAAGAAAUAGUAAAACCUAGUUAUAGCAGAAAGAGAAAUAAACAACAAGAUGAAAAUGAAGCGAUCCUACCAAAGAAAUCAUCAGUAUUCGAUGCUAGUAAUGAAAUAGAUUUCGUUGGCGUUGAUGAGACGAACGAUCCUAGGGUUAUGAAUGAGGAUGAAGCAUUUUUUGCGUCCCUACUUCCCACAGUCGUAAAAUACAACGAAGACGAACGAUUAGAAUUUAGAAUGGAAGUGUUGGCUGUAAUGAAAAAUAUAAAAGAUAAGAGGAAAUGUUCCGAAGACAAUUAAAGUAUUGGAAUAA
Molecule: messenger RNA, 773 nt
Organism: Papilio xuthus (Asian swallowtail)
Lineage: Eukaryota; Metazoa; Arthropoda; Insecta; Lepidoptera; Papilionidae
Exons: 2
Coding region: 86-760 (224 amino acids)
Biological process (GO): regulation of transcription by RNA polymerase II
Cellular component (GO): transcription regulator complex; nucleus
Molecular function (GO): DNA binding
Source: RefSeq, a predicted model, not a curated record